AUACAACCCAAAUGAGUUCUUACUUUGUAAACUCGUUCUCAGGACGCUAUCCUAAUGCCCCAGACUAUCAGCUGUUAAAUUAUGGGACCGGCAGUUCCAUGAACGGAUCUUAUAGAGAUCCAGGCAACAUGCACGCCGGCUCUUAUGGUGGAUACAACUACAAUGGGAUGGAUCUGAGCAUCAGCCGUUCAACCUCCUCCUCCAGCCACUUUGCAACGGUUGGGGAGAGCUCCCGCGCCUUCCCUGCCCAAGCCGCGCCGGAAAGCAGGUUCAGACAGGCGUCGAGCUGCUCCUUGUCCUCUCCCGAGUCCCUCCCUUGCACCAGCACCAACAGCAGCACCAGCAACAACAACAACAACAACAACGGCGGCGGCGGAGGCGGCGGGGGCGGCAGCAGCAGCAGCAACGGCGAGAGCCAUGGAGGCAAAGCAGCCUCGUCUUCCCCCGCCGACCAGGCAGCCUCGGUCGGCACGGCCAACGCCACCAGUUUCACAGAGAUAGACGAAACCAGCGCGUCUUCGGGAACUGAAGAGAGCGGCUCCCAAGUCAACAGCAACGGCGUCAGAGCUCAGGCAGAGCCCAUCGCCACGUCCACGCCAGCCACAGAAGGACAGAGCCCACAGAUAUUCCCCUGGAUGCGAAAACUUCAUAUUAGCCAUGAUAUGACUGGACCGGAUGGUAAACGAGCGCGGACGGCGUACACUCGCUACCAGACCCUGGAACUGGAGAAGGAGUUUCACUUUAAUCGCUACCUCACCCGCAGAAGGCGAAUAGAAAUAGCCCACGCUUUGUGUCUCUCCGAAAGACAGAUAAAAAUCUGGUUCCAAAACAGGCGAAUGAAGUGGAAGAAAGAUAACAAACUCAAAAGCAUGAGUUUAGCGUCUGGUGGCAGCGCUUUCCAGCCUUAAAUUAUAUCAAGGGGGGGGGAAUAGUAAGAAAUAGAAGUGUGGGGCGGGGGGGGAGAAGUAAAGAAAGAAAGAAAGUGAGAAAGUUUAAAACUAAAACUAAAAAAAAAAGCAACAGCCAGUCUUCUUUUCUUUUUAAAGUUUGGAGUACUGUAAAGUGAAGCACUUUCCAUUCAGCAUGCUGUUGGUUGAUUUAUUAUAAUUAUUGUUAUUAAACAACUUCGGUGGUACUGUUAUUCCAGGACUGUGUCCUUUGCUGCGAUUCCCCCCCUCUAAAUUAAAAUAAAUAAAGUUAUUUCCAGAGGCUUCUUUAAUGCUUUAGGUGUUCUAAAUGUUUGUGUCUGUGCUAUAAAUUACGCUUUCUGGAAAAAGCUAGCAUGUUUUUUUUGUUUUUUAACGUGCUCUUUAAAUGUUAUAACUUAUUUAUAAACCACUGCGAAGAAGGAAAGUCCUUUAAAAAGUUUAGGCUUUGGGAGGAGAUAUUUCCUCCUUUCCUUCUUCUCCAGUUGGGCUAUCCUGUACUUCAGUGUCAGAGGGAAAAAAUUAAAAACAUCAACCACAACAAACUUUUUUUUAAAAAAAAGAAAAAAAUUACAAUAUAUCUAUAUAUAAGCUCAUGUAUCUUUCUGUCUUUGAAAUUGUCAAGUCUGUGAUUUGGUUCAUAUUUCCUGGCCUUGUUUUGAUCCUAGGCCAGUUCUGAAACUUCUUUUUUUUAAUAAAUGUGAGUGAAGUUCACUUAAAAAGGGUAUACGAUUGGACCAACCAUAGUAUGUUGAAAAUGUUUGUAAAUACUAGAAAUAUUUCUGCAGUGACUAAUAGGAAGUUUUAGUGGGCAGGGUGAAUUCAGUGUUCUGUGUGUCUGAAAUGGCAUUUGUCAUGUUAGCUGCCUGUUCCCAUCUUUGCCAAGAAGCUUUUCGUAUCCGUUUGUAGCCUUAACUUAAAGUCAAAUAAACGUUUCUCCUGACCAGAAAAAAACCACA
Zootoca vivipara (common lizard) is the source of this 1885-nucleotide messenger RNA. It is a transcript of the gene HOXB5, whose product is annotated as homeobox B5. Gene Ontology annotation, molecular function: RNA polymerase II cis-regulatory region sequence-specific DNA binding; DNA-binding transcription factor activity, RNA polymerase II-specific. Gene Ontology annotation, biological process: anterior/posterior pattern specification; regulation of transcription by RNA polymerase II. The record is from RefSeq and is a predicted model, not a curated record. Gene Ontology annotation, cellular component: nucleus. Lineage: Eukaryota; Metazoa; Chordata; Lepidosauria; Squamata; Lacertidae.